GCCCCGCGCCGCCCGGGCCAUUUUGCGGCGCGAUGAGGCGGGAGCGGCGGUGAGCAGCGCCCGUCCCGCCCGCUCCGCUCGCACCGCCGGGCACGGCCCUCCCGAGGGCGAGCAGACUCAGCAGGGGACAGCGGCACCCCCCGCCCGCCCCUCAGCGCCGGCGGAGCCAUGAGCUGGGGCACGGAGCUGUGGGACCAGUUUGACAACUUAGAAAAACACACGCAGUGGGGUAUUGAUGUUCUGGAAAAGUACAUCAAGUUUGUAAAAGAAAGAACAGAGAUUGAACUCAGCUAUGCAAAGCAGCUUAGGAAUCUUUCAAAGAAAUACCAACCCAAGAAGAACUCCAAAGAGGAGGAAGAAUACAGGUACACAUCAACUAGAGCCUUCCUAGCCACUUUAAAUGAAAUGAAUGACUAUGCUGGACAGCACGAGGUCAUCUCAGAGAACAUGACCUCUCUGAUCACUGCAGAGUUAACACGCUAUGUGCAGGAGCUGAAACAGGAGAGGAAAUCGCACUUCCAUGAUGGCAGAAAGGCACAACAACACAUUGAAACUUGCUGGAAACAACUUGAAGCAAGUAAAAGGCGGUUUGAACGUGAUUGCAAAGAAGCUGAUCGAGCACAGCAGUAUUUUGAGAAAAUGGAUGCUGACAUCAACGUGACAAAAGCAGAUGUUGAAAAGGCAAGACAGCAAGCCCAGCUAAGACAUCAGAUGGCAGAGGACAGCAAAGCUGAAUAUUCUUCCACCCUACAGAAGUUCAACAGUGAGCAGCAUGAGCAUUACUACACACACAUACCAAACAUCUUCCAGAAAAUACAAGAGAUGGAGGAAAGAAGAAUUGUGAGGAUAGGUGAAUCCAUGAAAACCUUUGCAGAAGUCGACCGCCAAGUGAUCCCCAUCAUUGGGAAGUGUCUGGAUGAGAUAACAAAGGCUGCAGAAUCAGUGGAUCACAAGAAUGAUUCCCAGAUGGUAAUAGAAGCCUUUAAAUCAGGGUUCGAGCCUCCGGGAGACGUCGACUUUGAGGAUUUCACGCAGCCCAUGAAGAGGACAGUGUCUGAAUCCAGCCUUUCCAACUCCAGAGGGGAUGGGAAGUCAGAGCCCAAGUUCAGUAGCAAAUCCAAGGGCAAGUUAUGGCCAUUCAUCAAGAAAAAUAAGGGAGCAGGCCCAGAAGACUUCAGCAAUCUCCCACCUGAGCAAAGAAGGAAGAAGCUUCAGCAAAAGGUCGAUGAACUAAACAGGGACAUUCAGAAAGAGAUGGAUUCAAGAGAUGCCUUAACAAAGAUGAAAGAUGUGUACAUCAAGAACCCCCAGAUGGGCGACGCAGCGAGCGUAGACCACAGAUUGGCAGAGCUUGGGCAGAACAUUGAAAAGCUGCGAUUAGAAGUUCAGAAAUUUGAGGGCUGGCUGGCAGAGGUGGAGGGGCGGCUGCCGGCACGGACGGAGCAGCCCCGGCGCCAGAGCGGGGUCUACGAGGCACAGAACCCAUCAGGAGUGAACAGCUGUGCCCAGGACAGGGAGAGCCCCGAUGGCAGUUACACAGAAGAGCAAAGCCAGGAGACUGAGAUGAAAGUACCUGCAACAGACUUUGACGAUGAGUUUGAUGAUGAAGAACCACUACCCACCAUAGGAACAUGUAAAGCGCUCUAUACAUUUGAAGGUCAGAAUGAAGGAACAAUCUCUGUAGCAGAAGGAGAGAUGCUCUAUGUAAUAGAAGAAGACAAAGGGGACGGGUGGACGCGGAUCCGAAGGAACGAAGAUGAGGAGGGCUAUGUCCCCACAUCCUAUGUUGAAGUCUAUUUGGACAAAAAUGCCAAAGAUUCCUAAAGGUGUUUGUGCUGGUGCAAGAACCUCGGGGCGAGCUUGUCACAGAAGGAGAAACAAAAUGGUCUGUUUACCCUGCAGGCAGUUAAAACACACCCAUGGAAAGCCAGACUCCCACUCUUGUCUGGACUUCCCACUUGAAAAAUUGAGACCUAAAUUCCAUCCCAGUACCAUUCAGACGCUUGCUCUUUUCCAUGGCAUGCUACUUGUGGCUCGGAUUUCCUUAUCAGCCUCUCCCACUCUUCUGCCAGCCUGGCACAGCCCCUCUGUCAAACAUAACACACACUUCUCCCAACCCAAUCCCUCCCAACUUCUGUCAGAGAACUGCUGGCUGCCCUUGGACAGCCAGAGAGUCCCAGGCAUGUUCUGGUCUGUCUUCUGUCCCCUUGUCCCUCAGUCCAUCUGGAUGUACACACUGGUCCAUCAGCAUUUCACACGGUGCCUUUAGUGCUAAACCUGCAGGUCCUCUCCCCAGAGAGCGUGGAAAGGAGGUGAAAACCUCCCCUGGAACAGUGCUACAGCAGCUGGACUGAGCUCUCAAUCUGUCAAUAUAAAAUCUGAUCCACAUGCAUCAUUCAACAUUCUGCCUUCCCCAAAAGGUCACUAAUACUUGUCAGCCUUUAUUUCUCUUUUUUCAAAUCCAGGCUGACGCUCAUUCCAGGUAUUAAACCCCUCUGACCCUGCUGUUUCCUGAAACCCUUCAAGCUCACGUAUGUACUUGUUUUCCUGCUUGUUCUGUCUGCCCUCCUGUGUCCCUGCUGUUCCUCACACGCACACAGACACACACACAGACACAGACAGUGGCAUUUUGGUUGGCAGCCCUUGCUGCUGCUCACAGGCCCCGUUUGGCUCUCGUUUCAGCCUGCAUGCUCGCCCUGUUGCCUUGCCUGCGCCCACCUUCCUCAGGGUCACGUUAUUUUGUGGCUCGUGGUUUAAUCUCUCUGCAGUUUUCUUUUGGUUGGUUUGUUUUUCAGCAUUUCAGACCUGCCUUCUCUUUUUGCAUGACCUCCUGUGCGUUCUCAUCAGUUCAUGUUGGAAUAACAGAGUUUUUUUAGAUAAAUAAAAGAGGAAAGGAAAAAAAAAAAAAAGAAACUGCACUGUUUCCUUCUCCCAUCUUGUCGUGGACUGGACCUGGACCCAGCAGCCAAACAGGAAUCGUGACCACCCUGUUUUCACAUAGUUUGGUUUGAAGCAGAAGUAGGAUAAGUGAUUCUGCACUUUAUCAUGUCAUACAGUGGUAAGAGAGCUACAAUAUCUCCAAAAAUCACAUGAUCUGGACUUCAACUGCCCAACAAAGGGUUAAUUUCUUCUCUAAACUUCUACCAACUUCCAUAUUCUAACUUGGUUUCCCCUGAAUUGUUACCAUUGCUUGGUUUUGCAGUCAUGGACAUGUUUGAGCCCUGCAAGAAUCAGUUGCCACUAAAUAGCUCCUGAGGGCCAAAUUUAUUCAUGGAUCCACACCUUGUUUGGGGGAAUCCACUGGCUCUAGUCCAACUCCAGCAUAUUCUGUACAAUCCCCACAAGUUGAGAAAUGCUACAUGGAAGCCACUAUGGGCAGUGACCCCAAAAUGAAACCUCUCAGGGUUUGUUUGCAGGCAGGUGAGUGUUGUUCUGCUGCCUGCUGGGCUGUCCAGCAGGGUCAGCACAUCAAAACACAUCCCAGAACUUCAGACUCUCUGUGCUGGGGAUGGCCUGGGCUGUCCACACAGGGGAUGAAGUGAUUUUUGAGCUGGGUUAUGUGUGGUGUUCAUAAUUCUGUCCCUUUCUCUCCAUUUAAGAUGCCAACUCUUGUUUUUACAAAGUCCUCUGGUGCUACAGUUCAUUCUGUAGCUGUUGUGUGAUGGUGCUUAGGAGCUGCCAGCAUGAACCAGCAGAAGGUUUGUGAUUUAAACCCAACCCAAAUGUGCUGGGCACAGGCAGCUCCAAUGCUGGGGCUGCUCUGUGCAGCACUGGAGGGUCAGAAUCCAAAAAUCACUGCUGCUGCUGUGGUCACUGAGCUGUCCACAUCAAGAGCAGAAUGGGAUCCCCACCUUUGGCACCUGUGGCUUUGUGGUCUCCACCUGCCAGGGGAUCUAAAGGGUUGAACAAUUAACAGGUGUGCAAAGAUAUCCUUAAAAUAUUUUUAGCUGCAGUAUUUUUAUUCUUGUGUCCAAUGCACUGUUGAAUCAGCAGCUAAGAAUUCAUUUUCACCUAUUGUUGUGCCAUCUAUGUAAAAAUCAGAUCAAAGUUUGCUUUUCUAUAUUUAAUCUGGGUGGACAGUAUAUUAUUGUCAGCCUCUGUGGAACAAUUGCAAUGUCUGUGUUUCGAAUUUGUGCUGUAGAAGGAGCAUUAGCUUUAGCUGACUGAUUGAUUCCUGAAGUUUUAUUAAAAGACCAUGUAUGGAGUUUUUAUAAACUUGGCAAGUAGUUCCCAAAAGCCUGGAUCUUAAAACUUAUUUAAGAAAUAGUCACAGUCAUAUCUCAUAGUCUGCACACGUUUAUUCUGCUGCCAUUAUUCAGGGUAAUGAAUAAUUUUUGUAGAAUUUACCUUUGGCAAAUGCUGAAGAACGAAAUAUGUGACUGGUUUAUAAAAACUCUGCUUGGAUUUACUAAUCUUGCCCAGCAGCGUGGACUGUACAUCCUAUGAAAUUUCAUGAUCCCCAGCAAAAGUCUCUAAUGCCCUUUCUUAACACCUGUAAAUAGAGAAGAAACAUAUUUACUGAUAUUCAAAUUUGUGUUUAAUGCUGAGUAUUUUUCAGAAGCUCAUUUAGUUUGAUGCAUAUUGUUCUUUGGUUUUUUGUUUUCCUGCCUGAAAUGUCAGAAGACCUAAAAGAAGCCAAAUUCUAUUUUAACAUGAUGAUGUCGAGCACUUUUUUAUUUGUAUAUGUGUGUGUAUGUGUGUUUGAGCACUGAUCUCGAGAUCUCGGUGGCAUCUCAGUGUUGUGAUUUCAUUGCCAAUGUAAAAGGUUCUGGUGUUGCCCAUUCAUUUCUGGAGACAGAAUUCAAUCAAAUAAAGUGCUUCCAUUUGAAAGCGAAUAUUGACCUUGUAGCAAUGAAACAAAGUCAUCUGCAUAUUUAAAUAAACAUUUAAUUCCAGAAA
This is a messenger RNA of Taeniopygia guttata (zebra finch), 4899 nucleotides long. It is a transcript of the gene FNBP1, whose product is annotated as formin binding protein 1. Lineage: Eukaryota; Metazoa; Chordata; Aves; Passeriformes; Estrildidae. Gene Ontology annotation, biological process: endocytosis; signal transduction. Gene Ontology annotation, molecular function: protein binding. The record is from RefSeq and is a predicted model, not a curated record.